GAAAAUUUUAAUCAGCACACUUUAGUUAACCUAUUCUCUAUCUCUACACUACUAUCAGAAUUUCAUUUAUAAAUUUUGCAGCAUCAUAUAUACAGAAUCACUAGCAGAAAAUGAUUCCUCUAAGCUCAUUUUUUACUAUUGUACUAAUAGCAGUUUUAUUUUCAUAUACAUCUUCUGCAGUUUAUUCUACUAGUACUCAUGAAGAUAAUUUCCUUCAAUGUCUCUAUAGUUAUUCACAUAACUCCACUUCUUCAAUCUCUAAACUUGUGUACACAAAAACCAAUUCCUCUUACUCAUCAAUACUUCAGUUUUCAACUCAAAAUCUCAGAUUUGCAACACACACAACACCUAAACCCCUUGUAAUCAUCACACCUCAAGAAGUUUCACAUAUUCAAACCAUCAUAGCCUGUUCCCAAAACCAUGGCUUACAGGUUCGAAUACGAAGCGGCGGCCAUGAUUUCGAGGGUCGUUCCUAUGUUUCUGAAGUUCCAUUUGUCAUAAUUGAUCUCACAAACUUUAGAGAGAUUGAGAUAGAUGUAGAAAACAGAUCUGCUUGGGUUCAAUCUGGUGCAACAAUCGGUGAGCUAUACUAUAAAAUUAGUCGAAAAAGCCGAAAUCUUGGUUUUCCUGCUGGAGUUUGUCCUACAAUAGGUGUUGGUGGACAUAUAAGUGGCGGCGGAUAUGGAACCGUGGUGCGUAAAUUCGGUCUUGCAGCUGAUAAUGUAAUUGAUGCUCAGAUAAUUGAUGUGAAGGGUAGGUUUCUUGACAGAGAAGCAAUGGGUGAGGAUCUGUUUUGGGCUAUUAGAGGUGGUGGAGGAGCAAGUUUUGGUGUUAUAAUUUCAUGGAAGAUAAAGCUUGUUCAAGUUCCAUCAAUUGUGACAGUGUUUAAUGUUCCAAGAACAUUGGAACAAAAUGCAACAAAGCUUGUCCACAAGUGGCAAUAUGUGGCAAGCAAAAUUGAUGAAAACAUGUAUAUUGGUGUUAUCUUGCAAAGAGUAAAUUCAAAGUCAAAGUCAAAGUCAACAACAGUUCAAGCUUUAUUUCAAUCCUUGUUUCUUGGUGGUGUAGAUAAACUCAUUCCCUUGAUGCAAGAGAAGUUUCCAGAACUUGGUUUGGUUAGAGAAGAUUGUAGUGAGAUGAGUUGGAUUGAGUCAGUUCUUAACCUUUAUGGAUUUCCUAAAGGAGAAUCACAUGAAGUGUUGCUCAAUAGAACACAAGCUUCAAAGGAUAUUUUCAAAGUAAAAUCAGAUUUUGUGAAAGCUCCCAUUUCUGAAAAUGGAUUAGAAGGAAUAUGGCCUAUGUUUCAUGAAGAUGGUGCCAAAGAUGCAUUCAUGUAUCUUUUUCCUUAUGGUGGCAUAAUGGAUCAUAUUUCAGAAUAUGAAAUUCCAUUUCCACAUAGAAAUGGAAAUUUAUACCAAAUUCAGUACUCAGCACAUUGGCAUGAGGUGGAAAAAAUGAAAUUUGAUUGGAUUAGAAAACUUUAUAGUUAUAUGGAACCUUUUGUUUCAAAGUCUCCAAGAGGUGCAUAUAUCAAUUAUAGAGACCUUGAUAUUGGAGUGAAUAACAUUAAGGGAUACACAAGCUAUAAGCAAGCUAGUGUUUGGGGUGUUAAGUACUUCAAAAACAACUUCAAAAGAUUGGCAAAAGUGAAGACAAAAGUUGAUCCUCUAAAUUUCUUUAGAAAUGAACAAAGUAUACCUUCUCUUUUUACCAAGAGAGGCAAAUAGAAUUUCUUGCCGUGAUUUCUCUUUUAGCGGUGGCUUCUUCCAAAAUCACAGUACAUUUUCACGUUUGCCAUGAAGCUACCUUUUGUAGCUUUUAAAAUUCACGUUUGAAAGGCUCUUGGACGUACGUUUGGUGGCUGAAAAGCCAAACCAAACAGGCUAAUUGUAGAAUUUCUUUAGCUGUUGUGAUGUUUCUCUAUUGUAUGUGUAUUUUUUUUUUUAAAUGAAAAUUUAAAGAGUUGUGUAAGCUUCAUUAGGAAAUCUCAACAAUCUCCAUUU
Vicia villosa (hairy vetch) is the source of this 2003-nucleotide messenger RNA. RefSeq names its product tetrahydroberberine oxidase-like. NCBI's taxonomy places the organism in Eukaryota, Viridiplantae, Streptophyta, Magnoliopsida, Fabales, Fabaceae. The transcript has a single exon. The record is from RefSeq and is a predicted model, not a curated record. Gene Ontology annotation, molecular function: FAD binding; oxidoreductase activity. The coding region runs from base 111 to 1727 and encodes 538 amino acids.